This is a messenger RNA of Sceloporus undulatus (fence lizard), 6485 nucleotides long. RefSeq names its product TBK1 binding protein 1 (gene TBKBP1). The transcript has 10 exons. The record is from RefSeq and is a predicted model, not a curated record. Gene Ontology annotation, cellular component: cytoplasm. NCBI's taxonomy places the organism in Eukaryota, Metazoa, Chordata, Lepidosauria, Squamata, Phrynosomatidae. Gene Ontology annotation, biological process: canonical NF-kappaB signal transduction. Bases 547 to 2367 code for a protein of 606 amino acids.
CACAUUUCUUCUCUUGGCAUUAGUGCCACCCUCAUCCUUUGGCCUUUCCUGGGGGGGGGGGGCAUCAGGGCAGUGGUGAUGGAGGUGUGGCAGGGCCCCUUGAGGGCCCCCAAAGGUGAUGCCACAACACGUGGGAGGCGUUGUGGCUUUUGCCAGCCCCCUUGAUGGUGUGAGCCUGAAGGAGGAGGAGGAAAGAAAGAAGGAAGGAAGGAAGGAGAGAAAGGAAAGGAGGAAGGAGAAGGGGGGGGAGAAGAAGAGAGAGGGAUCCCCUGGAGAUCUACUGGGGAUCGGGCUGAAAAGGAAGGGGGAAAAGCUGGAGAAGCAACAAAAGAACAAGAGGGGGGAGAAAAGAAGCCAGUGAAGCCAACCUCCCCCCAUAAGCGCCUCCCCAAAGAAGCCCCUUCUUUCCUUUCUUCCCUCCUUCCUCCCUUCUCCUGCCUUGCUUGCUCAGGAUGGACGAUGGAGCUCAACCCAGCUGGGAGGUGAGUCAGAGUUUGCUAUGCACUGGCGUUCCCUGCUAAAUGCCCAGCUUUUCCGGAUUGUGCCAUGGACUCCAUGUUUGAGGAUGACAUCAGCAUCCUUACCCAAGAUGCCCUCGUUCAGGAUGAUGAAUGGCUGGACAGCCCCAACACGGACCUCUCCAGUGAGAUGUGUUCUGCUUCUCACUUUGCUCUAAUCACAGCCUAUGAUGACAUCAAGAAUCGCCUGACGGGACUGGAGCGGGAAAACGCCAGCCUCAAGAGGAAGCUGAAGAUGUAUGAGAUCAAAUUCCCGUUGAUCAGUGAAUUUGGAGAGGAACGUAUCUUCCCAGCCUAUGACUCCAAAGAAACUUCUCUUUUGAAAAGCGAGAAGGCCAAUCUCCAGCAACAGCUGAAUCAAUUCCAGCGUGAGCUGCAGAAGAGCAAGGAGAGGGAAGAACAGCUGGCUGAGAUGAUCCCAGCCUAUGAAAAGCUAUGUGUGGAGAAGACUGACCUUGAAUCAGAGCUGGGACAGAUGAGAGCAUUGGUUGAGACACAUCUGAAUCGGAUUCGAAGCCUAGAACAGCAGCUGAGGCAGAGAGAUGGCAACUCAUUUCAGAACCUCAACUCUCAGCUUCCAAAUCAGGAAGUUCAGUACCUGUCACUUCAUGGUGGCCACGUAUUGGAUCGUUCCAUGAAUUGGCAGAGCUCCAGAGGCCUGGACCAGGUAGAGGGCUUGGAGGUGCAGCGAUUGGAAGUGGAGCUAGAAGAAUCAAGGCAGGAAGUCCAGAACUCUCAGCACCGAGAAGAACAGCUGAAGGCUGAAUGUGAAAGAUUGCAGGCUGAGGUGAAGCAGUUACAAGAGACACGAGCACAGGAUCUUGCAACCAGUCAGUCAGAGAGAGACAUGGCAUGGGUGAAGAAGGUUGGAGAUGACCAGGUAAACCUGGCUCUUGCCUACACAGAGCUGACAGAGGAGUUGUGCCGUCUAAGAAACCUGAGUUCUCUGCAAAACCAGAUUCUUCGGACACUUAUCCAAGAACAGGCCAUCAGUGGUGGUCAACGGCAUUCUCCUCAUUCCCAGCGGCACUCUCCUAACCAGCAACGCCGUUCUCCAGCUCCUCAGUGCACUCCCCCAGCUCAGCAAGGGAGACCCUCCAUCCCUCAAUGCCAGUCUCCGGCUCUCCAGAGACGAUCUCCAGCACCACCCUGUCAGUCUCCAGCCCAUCAGCGCCGUUCCCCAGCUCCACCUCCUUGCCAGUCACCUGUCUCACAACGUCGUUCUCCAGCUCCACCACCUAACCCGUCUCCUGCCCAGCAGCGCUGCUCACCUUCUCCUAACUGCUCAUCGCCUGCCAUCAAUUCACAACACAGGUCUCCUGGUGGUGAGAGAAGCAUUAUGGAUCUGGGCUACUCCAAGCCCUCGAGCCACCACAUCAAAGCAAGCUUCCAAGGCCGCCGGAGCUACUCGGAGGUGAGCGAUGCUGCUGUGUACCAGCAGAGCCGCUCUCUCUGGCUGCAGCCUGAAGCUUCCACCUUACCAAAGCACCGUCCCUACGGUGAGGUUUACACCAGAGACGCCUUCGAAGAGCACUUGCGCUUUGAGAAGCAGUCCUCGGACGAAGACGACUGGGCCCUCCCAAGUCCCCCCAGCCCUGAAGCAGGAGGUAUCCGCUGCGCUUCUUUCUGUGCAGGGUUCCCCAUCCCCGACACCUCCACGCACCGGACUGAUGCCUCAUACUCCAGGGCUGAACAUGCCCAGUCCUGGCCCUCAAUCAAUUUGCUGAUGGAGACGGUAGACUCUGACAUCCGAAGCUGCCCUCUCUGCCAGGUGGCCUUUCCCAUUGGUUACCCAGAUGAUGCUUUGAUAAAACAUAUUGACUCACACCUGGAGAACAGUAAGAUCUGAAGCCUAGACCACCAUCCUUUGUCUUCUGGCUUCCUUAAUGAGACCUGUCCACCUCACCCCACCCCACUCGUCUUGGAUGCUGCAUGAAAAGUGGUGGCGCAACAGGGGCUCUCUUUAAAAUACCUCCAAGUCUCCGGUAGACUGAAUCAUUAAGAAUUUUGCCUCCCUCUUCUUGUCCUCUUCUCUUUGCCUGGGUUUCUAAAGUGGGUUUUGCCUCUCCCUCCUGCUCUUCCUGAGUAGGACUUGCAAUAUUUCUCCAAUGUUUGAACUAUCUUUGGAGGUAGGGGAGGGGGGUGAUGAGUAUUCUUGGCUGAGCAGAGCAAACAACCCAACAGCUCAGAAGUGAGGUUGCCUUCUGGAGGGAGGGCUCUCUCUACAUGGUUCAGUUUGGGUGUCUCUGGAAGAUCUCAGGGUAGGAUGAGUGGGAAAUCACCCACAGUUGUGUGUUUUGGGGUGGGAUGGGGGAACAGACAAGAAGGACUCCAAUUGACUGAGGGCAUGGCCUGCCACUCAGAUGAUAAGAAAUCAAAAGGUUUCAUUUUGUGCCCAUCUUGUGCAGGAAUAUCCAAGUGGGUCAAAUCUCUCUACCUUUUAAGCACCUAAGAAGGGCAUCUGGGUUGGUCAUUUAUUGGACAUAGAAAGCCUUGGCCUCCAAUCACUGGUUCAAGUGUCUUCGUCUUGGUCUUUUACAUUAAAAGGCCAUUUUAACGAUGCUGCUGAGAAACAGAGCCAACUUCCAGAGGUGUAGCAUGGACAUUCUUAUAUUAUUGCACUGGACAUUGUAACACACAAAGCUUUCCCCACCACCACUACCAAAGGAGCUCCUCCUGUCCUCCCAUGUUGUUUUCUUGCGAGUUGCACUAGAGGAACUGUGCACCGCUGACUAGUAGAGCUCCAGGAAGUGUUCCCACGUGACUGUCCGUGUUCUCUUUUGGCGACUGUUUUCCACCUUUCUCAUAAACACACUUCUCACCUUGCUUUAGAUAGUUCCUGUAUAACAAGAAUUGUACUCACCACAUUUUGCCUCAUAAAUCUCCUGCAGUGACAGCAUGUUGACACUGGUUUUGACAACAGCAUAAAUGUAAAACACACUUUCCAUAUCUGACAUCCACUGUUUCAUUCUUUCUCUUUCUCUGGCCUUACUGAGAAUAUUUUUUGCUGUACUGAUCUAAAUCAACAGGCAUGUCCCGGUUGAUUUUUUGCUUCCGGAUGUGUGGUGCCUCCAUAUUGUGAGAAUUGUCUCCUUUAAAACAGCCUGUCCAUACAUCAGGCUUUGCUGGGGCAAAAAAGAAAAAAGAGCUGCACGGAAAUUCUCCUCUUUAGGCAACUGUCUUCCUAUCAACAGGUUCUUUAUUAACAAAUGUAUGUGUUGAGAUUUAUAGGCUGCCUUAUCCCAAGAGGUCUCAGGAUACCCAGUGGCAAAUAGACAUGUGUUUUUGUGGCUCACUAUGUGAUUCAUGUGGGAACUAAGAGGAGAAUAGAAUUUUAAAGUAAAAUGUAGAAUAGAAAGGUGUUUUUUUUAAAAAAAAACAUUUUGUUCCUUUAUUCUCACUCCCUUUCCCCAUAGAGUAAGUUGUAACCCAGUCCAAUUUCUGUUUCUGAAGACUUGAACCUAUCACAAAGAUGUUAUCUUUAAUAUGAUCUCUCUCCUGUCAAAGUUUGGAAUUGCCACAUUUCUUUCAUCCAGCUUUUAUUCCUCAUUCAAUGUGUCCAUAUCAUACCUUUCCCCCUCUCUUAAAUGGAACCCUGUUUAGCCAAUGGGAAUGGACCCAUGUCUUCAUAAAACAAGAAGUGGAGAAGUGAUUUCCAAAUGGGGAAGUAACUGGUAAUAGGGUUCAGUUGUCUGCUGUCCUUGGCUGUUCUUCUCCUACCCAGACUUAUGUCCAGUCUUUGAGACCUUACUACAGGGAUGCAGAAUAUAUGGCACUCUAGAUGCUGUGGGGCUGCAACUGCUAUCAUUGCUCACCACUGAUUGUGUUGGCUGAUCCAGCUGCUAUUUAUCUUCAUCUGGAGGGCCACAUGUUCACCAUCCCUGCCUUACUAGCCCCUUUGUAAGGAGGGACCCAAUCCUCCUACCGAACUCAUGUUGAAAAUAAGUAAGAUUCCAUGGGAUGCAACAGCUUGUUUAAGCCCUUAAACAUCUGCAAAUUGUCUGUCUGUAUAUGAAGGCUCUGUAUAUGAAGGUUGGUGCAACCUAAAGUAGACCUGUUGAAUCAAUGGGGUUUACCUAAGUUUUGAUUAACAGUUCUACAGUUAAUUGAAUGGAUCUUCUCUAGUUGGGACUACCCAAUAGGAUUCUGGUCAAAGUUACUAAGAACUCCACAAACUUCAAAUUAAUCCCUUCUAAGAUCUAAAACUAGUUUCAGAGAUAACCUGCCAAGAGUUUUGCAGCCCAAUGAGGCUGGACAGUUGCUGUGACCCUCACCCAUAAGACAGCCUUCCCCACUCUGGAACAUUCGAUGUAUUUGACUACACUUAAUCACCCCUAUUACUAUACAGGCUAGGAAUAAUGAGAGUUACAGUUCCAACAUAUCUGGAUAGAGCCAGGUAGGGGAAGUCCAGCUUGAGGAAUACAUUUUUCAAGGACCAGAACCACCAUUUUGGUUCUCAUUAGGAUCAGAGCACUCCUAUUGGAGUGCUGUGAACUGAAUGAAAGCAUACCUAAGCCCCUUGCCAAUACAGUGCACAUUCUUGUUGUUGAUAUACUCUGCAGCCCUUUACUGGCCAUGUUUCUGUGAUCUCGCAUCAGUCCAGUUACAAGGCUCUAGCACAUCAAGCUGUUUGAAGGUCCUCCAAAAGCAUUGUCCCUAUAGGGUGUAGUAAAAGAAAAACAUGUAUUAACUAGGGUUGAUGGACACCCACUGCUACUCUUGUGCUGAUCAAAUUCUUGGUCAGUUUGAUAGGCUGUCUCUUCUUACUUUCCCCAAAUGCAAGAUUCACCUAUUGGGUUGGCAAAAAGAGAUGCCUGCCUGGAAGCUAGCCCUUGAAAAGGUAGCCCUCCAGUCUUCUUCAGCUGCCUCAGAAUCUGAAUUCAGGUCCGGUACAGACUGGCACUUUGCACCGACCUGGGGCCAAUAGUAGGGUUCUGUAGGGUUGGGUGUCCAUACACGUCCAGCCCUUCAAUCGGCACCCAUCCACAUGGGGUGGGACAUUGGGAUGCAUGGGCAUCCGCAUGUUCAAAUGGCUCUAUCCAGAAGAGGCGCUGCAUCGUUGUGCUUAUGACGCUUCUAAAAAGAAUCUGCUCUAGGCGGCUCCUUUUUAGGGAGUGCAUCAGUGCUGUGCCAUGCGGCUGGCGUGGCAACGACAAGGGGCAAAAAUGGGUGGCAUGGAGCCGCCCGUCUGUAUCUCCCCUCAAUUGCUGAACUCUGCCCCACUAUCAUCUGGCAAAUAGUGAGCCACCUUGGCUCUCUUUCUGGGAGAAAGGUUGCAUAAAAAUGAAAUUAAUAAGAAUAAGAAUAGAUGAAAAUGAAAUUUGCAGGUGUUUUUUCCACUUAUUUUAAUGGUUAGGAGAACUUUCUGUUGAGACAGUUCUCCAACUUCUACUCUACUGUCCUCUAAUGGUGUCCCCAGGGCAGCUUGAGGUAAUUCCUUCACUUUACCUCAUGGCAGUGCUGCCUCUUCUCAAGCCAUCAAUUUUUUCCUCCCACAUCUUUAGCAACAAAGUUCAGUUACACCUCUCACAGUUGCCACAUGGAGCAAUGGUAGAUAGUCAUCAUGGUGAGAAUUAUAUGCUUGUGAGGGCUCUCUAUAAAAGUUGAGCAGUAGAUACCUCUACAAGCGGUCUUCAUUCGAAACUGUGUAGCGGCAUGGAAAAAGGAGUCUGUCAAAUGCAAUGCUUCUGUGUACACACAUUCACUGAAUGGAUCUGUUUAAAAUUGAGUUAUUCACUUGGCACCCUUCUCUCAUAUAGACCCUGAGAACUAGCCACGGAAACAUUCCAUCCGCAUAAGUCAUAUUGUUUCUCUGAUUAUUAAAGGCUUUUCUUUAAAAAACAGGAGGAGAAGCAAGUUGGAUGGACAAAGUUGAAAAUGCGUCUUUCCCACUUGUCCCCUUUCUUCCUUUUCUGUUUGUGAAAUCUACCUCAGAACUGAUGAGAAGCAGGAAUGAUAUAAGCAAAA